This is a messenger RNA of Eptesicus fuscus (big brown bat), 748 nucleotides long. It is a transcript of the gene SF3B5, whose product is annotated as splicing factor 3b subunit 5. Gene Ontology annotation, cellular component: precatalytic spliceosome; U2 snRNP. NCBI's taxonomy places the organism in Eukaryota, Metazoa, Chordata, Mammalia, Chiroptera, Vespertilionidae. Bases 139 to 399 code for a protein of 86 amino acids. Gene Ontology annotation, biological process: mRNA splicing, via spliceosome. The record is from RefSeq and is a predicted model, not a curated record. The transcript has a single exon.
UCGUCGCGGAGACGUCAUUCGCCCGCGACAGUACCGGCUCGCAGGUACGGGGAAGUGAUCCCUCUCGCGGCGUGGCUUUCUAGAUCGGUUCCCUGUCGCCGCAGCCUCUGACCUGGGAGCGACGAGGAAAGCGGCGAGAUGACGGACCGCUACACCAUCCACAGCCAGCUGGAGCACCUGCAGUCCAAGUACAUCGGCACGGGCCACGCCGACACCACCAAGUGGGAAUGGCUGGUGAACCAGCACCGCGACUCCUACUGCUCCUACAUGGGCCACUUCGACCUCCUCAACUACUUCGCCAUUGCGGAGAAUGAGAGCAAAGCUCGAGUCCGCUUCAACUUGAUGGAGAAGAUGCUGCAGCCUUGCGGACCGCCAGCCGACAAGCCCGAGGAGAACUGAGGUCCCGCCCUGUCAGCGCUGUGCGGGAGAGCACCGGUGUUCCUCCCGUUUGCCGUCACUCCCGCGUGCCCCUGACCCAAGUGGACCGAUUCUGCAUGCCUCCGGCGUCUCGUGCUCUCCCCGUACAGACGUGCUUACUCCGGGCGUCUCUCCUGACCUGCCUUCGUGUGGACCCUCGGAACACAGGGUUGGGGAAACGGUCAGGGCCCCUGCGAACUGUGACCUUGGCGACCCUAAAGCCUGCGAGCGUUGGGGGAGACGGCACUGGAGUGUGACGGAAUAGGGAGGCUCGCUUUUGGCUAGUUGAUUGUCGCUGUUGAUUUUUCCAUAAAGUUGAGAAAAUGUUCAA